UGCACAGCGCGUGCCGCCCGUGACAGCCGGCGGGCCGCCUCACUUCCUCUCGGCCGACAUGGCGGGCGACGAGGCGGGAGUGACUCUGGGGCAGCCGCACCUCUCUCGUCAGGAUCUCACCACCCUGGAUGUUACCCAGUUGACGCCUCUUUCCCACGAAGUCAUCAGCAGGCAAGCCACAAUUAACAUAGGUACAAUUGGGCACGUGGCUCACGGCAAAUCGACAGUCGUAAAGGCCAUCUCGGGAGUGCACACCGUCCGGUUCAAGAAUGAGCUGGAAAGAAACAUCACCAUCAAGUUGGGCUAUGCUAAUGCCAAGAUCUACCAACUGGACGAUCCCAGUUGCUCCAGGCCAGAAUGUUACCGGUCCUGCGGCAGUAGCACCCCCGACGAAUUUCCCACGGACAUUCCAGGGACCAAAGGGAACUUCAAGCUAGUCAGGCACGUCUCCUUCGUGGACUGUCCCGGCCACGACAUCUUGAUGGCGACCAUGCUCAACGGGGCCGCCGUCAUGGACGCCGCUCUGCUUUUGAUAGCGGGGAAUGAGUCUUGCCCACAGCCGCAGACCUCCGAGCACCUGGCCGCCAUCGAAAUCAUGAAGCUGAAGCACAUUCUGAUUCUACAGAAUAAGAUCGACCUGGUGAAAGAAAGCCAGGCCAAGGAGCAGUACGAACAGAUCCUCGCGUUCGUCCAAGGAACCGUGGCCGAGGGCGCUCCCAUCAUCCCCAUCUCCGCCCAGCUCAAGUACAACAUCGAGGUGGUCUGCGAGUACAUCGUGAAGAAGAUCCCCAUCCCUCUCCGGGACUUCACGUCGGAACCCAGGCUCAUCGUCAUUCGGUCCUUUGACGUCAACAAGCCCGGCUGUGAAGUGGACGACCUCAAGGGUGGCGUGGCCGGUGGUAGUAUCCUCAAGGGGGUAUUGAAGGUGGGCCAGGAGCUGGAAGUGCGGCCCGGGAUCGUUUCGAAGGACAGCGAAGGGAAGCUCAUGUGCAAGCCCAUCUUCUCCAAGAUAGUGUCGCUCUUCGCCGAGCACAACGACCUUCAGUACGCCGCCCCGGGAGGCCUCAUCGGGGUCGGGACGAAGAUCGACCCCACGCUGUGUCGAGCGGACCGGAUGGUGGGCCAGGUGCUGGGGGCCGUCGACGCCCUCCCCGAAAUCUUCACCGAGCUGGAGAUCUCCUACUUCCUCCUGCGCAGGCUGCUGGGAGUCCGCACCGAAGGAGACAAGAAGGCCGCCAAGGUGCAAAAGCUGUCCAAGAACGAAGUGCUCAUGGUGAACAUCGGCUCCCUGUCCACCGGCGGCCGCGUCAGCGCCGUCAAGGCCGAUCUGGGCAAGAUCGUCCUCACCAACCCCGUGUGCACCGAAGUGGGAGAGAAGAUCGCGCUCAGCCGCAGGGUGGAGAAGCAUUGGCGUCUCAUCGGCUGGGGCCAGAUAAGAAGAGGAGUCACCAUCAAACCGACAGUGGACGAAGACUGAAACGUGGCCAGCGGACUCCCCGGGAAGAGAGAGAGAGAAGCCAGGCGGUUUUCCGCUCCGGCAUCCAUCAUCAUUUGCGGGUCGCUUCUGAAGUCUCCCGGGCUGCAGAGAUUCAGUGAAAGAACUCUAAGAAGAAUAAACUUUGUCUGAAGACCAGUCUGA
Tachyglossus aculeatus (Australian echidna) is the source of this 1639-nucleotide messenger RNA. RefSeq names its product eukaryotic translation initiation factor 2 subunit gamma (gene EIF2S3). The record is from RefSeq and is a predicted model, not a curated record. Lineage: Eukaryota; Metazoa; Chordata; Mammalia; Monotremata; Tachyglossidae. Gene Ontology annotation, biological process: formation of translation preinitiation complex; positive regulation of translational fidelity. Gene Ontology annotation, cellular component: cytosol; eukaryotic translation initiation factor 2 complex. Gene Ontology annotation, molecular function: GTP binding; tRNA binding; GTPase activity. The transcript has 12 exons. The coding region runs from base 59 to 1477 and encodes 472 amino acids.